CUGGGCCCUGCCGCGCGGCGGCCGCCGGGUGCCGGCGCUCCCCGCCCCUCGCCGCUCCCUCCCCGGCCCGGCCCGCCCCCUCGGCCGCUCGGCUCCCUGGCGUGACUCGGCAGAGAGAGCCCCGGGCCCAGCCGCCGCCGCCGCUCGCCAGGCCUCGCUCGCGUGCUCUCCGUCUUCAGUUUCCGAAGCCGGUGGCGUCGCGGGCCGCCCUCCCGGGCUCUCUGACGAUGGUGGGAGUGAAGCCGGUCGGGAGCGAUCCCGAUUUCCAGCCGGAGCUGAGCGGCGCGGGCUCCAGACUGGCGGUGGUCAAGUUCACCAUGCGAGGGUGUGGCCCGUGUUUGAGGAUUGCCCCAGCGUUCAGCUCGAUGAGCAAUAAAUACCCCCAGGCUGUUUUCUUGGAAGUAGAUGUGCAUCAGUGCCAGGGAACAGCUGCUACCAACAAUAUAUCAGCCACACCUACAUUUUUGUUUUUUCGAAACAAAGUGAGAAUUGAUCAGUACCAAGGAGCAGAUGCUGUGGGACUAGAAGAGAAAAUCAAGCAGCAUUUAGAAAAUGACCCUGGAAACAAUGAGGACACCGACAUCCCGAAAGGCUACAUGGAUUUAAUGCCGUUUAUUAACAAAGCUGGCUGUGAAUGUCUUAAUGAAAGUGAUGAGCAUGGUUUUGACAAUUGUUUACGAAAAGACCCGACCUUUUUGGAAUCUGACUGUGAUGAACAGUUACUAAUUACUGUGGCAUUCAACCAACCUGUUAAGCUUUAUUCCAUGAAAUUUCAAGGGCCAGAUAAUGGUCAGGGUCCUAAAUAUGUGAAAAUUUUUAUCAACCUCCCCCGAUCUAUGGAUUUUGAAGAGGCAGAAAGAAGUGAACCAACUCAAGCUCUGGAACUGACAGAGGAUGAUAUUAAAGAAGAUGGCAUUGUUCCACUUCGUUAUGUUAAGUUUCAGAAUGUGAACAGUGUAACUAUAUUUGUUCAGUCCAAUCAAGGUGAAGAAGAAACAACAAGAAUUUCGUAUUUUACUUUUAUUGGUACCCCGGUCCAGGCGACAAAUAUGAAUGACUUCAAAAGAAGAAUACAUAUUGGCAAGUUGAGAGUUAUCAGCCUGUGACACAGUAGUUGGCAAAAAAGGAGAAAGUCACUAAGGUGCAAAAGACACUGGAAGACCAUAUUGCAAUCAGAUCUCCAGCUCCUGGAUAAUUGCUUGAUUCUCACCAGAGACUGUCAAUGUUUCAUUCAUUGCCAUUACCAGUAAAUCAUUGCUUUUGUUUAGAUGGUAUCACUAGUGUUUCUAUUGUAAUCUUGAUACAUGCAAUUGUAAAUAAAGUCACUACUUUUGCCAAGCUUAAUAUUUUGUCAUUUUACGUAAGUGUUUUCUUUUUUCAUUUAUUUGAAAAUAUUCCACCUUCUGAUUUUAGAAGAGACUUAAGUGCUUGAUACCAUAUUGGUUGGAAGCCAGUUUCUCUCUCUCGAGGAGCCAAGCUGUCUUAGGUAGUUAAGGAGUGUGCACGCACACACACAACCAUGGUUCUGAUCAAUGACUUGGAGCAGCCAAGUUCAAAUGGGUACUGACUUGUGUUUUUUUUAGUAAAGGAUAAUUGAGUAUUUGGGUAAACUAAUUUCCUCAAAUUACGAACAACAAGAAAUACACAUGAUGAUGAGAUUAACCAGUCUUAGCUAAAACUAGUUAGUUAGUAUGUCUAUGAAUUUUCUUACACCAAGAUUUGAAUCCCUUCUAGAUAAACUUUGAAUCAACUUUUUUCUUUCUUAACAAAAAUAUUGAAAUCAGAUAAGAAAAGUGCAGUGCAAAGCAUUCAUAAAUAGUAGAAAUUUUGUUGUUAAUCAAGUCUUAUCUGAACUACCCAGCCAUGCAGUGUUAAAUACACGCAAAAUGUGAUUUAAGUUUGAGAAUUUGUUGGCGAAAUGUCUGUUUAAAAAUUCUUUCACAAAAGACGGAUGAAAUUAAACAUGUUUUCUUUCUUUACUCUAAAAUUGCAAUUUAAAAAGUAUUCAUAUAUGUAAUUUUUACAUCACUGAGUAAUUUUUAAGUACAUUAGACUGUGUAACUUGUGAUUCAGUUAAUACAUUAAAGAGUACUCUUGUCAAGGAGUAUUGCUUUUAGGAGUCUAAUGUAUAAUACAUGUUAAUGAAAAAUUACGUGGAAAUGUUACUGUUGAACUAGUCGCGUUCUGAAGGCAGGUGUCAUGAGGUGAUGUCGAGUUCACUGUUGUGUGAGUAUGUGACUGGUCUGUGCAGAUGUUUGUCUUGUGGGUACUCUGAAGUUUUGUUGCCUUGGAUCAAGUGGAGGUAGAAGGGAAAGAAAUAAAAGCUGAUACCACUCCUUA
Molecule: messenger RNA, 2340 nt
Organism: Ochotona princeps (American pika)
Lineage: Eukaryota; Metazoa; Chordata; Mammalia; Lagomorpha; Ochotonidae
Gene: TXNL1
Product: thioredoxin like 1
Exons: 9
Coding region: 228-1106 (292 amino acids)
Source: RefSeq, a predicted model, not a curated record